AUGCUAAAGCACGACAACAAUCGCGCUGAAAUCUUGGCUGCAACAGGAAUUCUUCAACGUCUUUUGGUUUGGGAAGAGAACGACAAAGAAAAGAAGGAUCAAAAGCACAAGUCUUUGCCGAUAUGGAUUAAGAAUGAUGAUCUCCGCCUUGGAGAGGCUGAUAGAUUUGCAAGAAGGGCAAUACGGAAAGGUAUCCAAAAGAAGGACCCGGUCGACAAAGCUUACGACAACUUGCGUGUACACAUUAGAUAUAAUGGCCAAACCAAGGGACACAAACCCACCGAUGGAUACCAACCGUCGCCUAUCGUUGAACUUCUCAAAUACGAAUUCGGCAAAUUAAAAGAAUCAUUGCGUAAGGACUGCAAGGAGGAUUUCCCGAGUGCUGAUCAACCUGACACCAGCCAGGCUCAACCUGACACCAGCAAGGCUCAACCUGACACCAGCAAGGCUCAACCUGACACCAGCCAGGAUCAACCUGACACCAGCAAGGCU
Mesorhabditis belari is the source of this 492-nucleotide messenger RNA. The record is from the annotation of a GenBank genome assembly. Lineage: Eukaryota; Metazoa; Nematoda; Chromadorea; Rhabditida; Rhabditidae.